Messenger RNA from Syngnathus acus (greater pipefish), 2100 nucleotides. RefSeq names its product probable global transcription activator SNF2L2. The transcript is spliced from 6 exons. The record is from RefSeq and is a predicted model, not a curated record. Lineage: Eukaryota; Metazoa; Chordata; Actinopteri; Syngnathiformes; Syngnathidae. Gene Ontology annotation, cellular component: RSC-type complex. The coding region runs from base 1235 to 2008 and encodes 257 amino acids. Gene Ontology annotation, molecular function: protein binding. Gene Ontology annotation, biological process: chromatin remodeling.
UCAAGUCAGAAAUGAUUUUGUUUCCCCAAAUUCCACCUGGCACAAUCGAAACGCACGCAACGACAACAAAGAAUCGGCAAAAUCAAGUGCCUGCUCAAGAUGGCCCAUUAUCAUCUAUUGUAGCUGGAGCGUCCUCUCGAUUGCGUUUGCUCCUCUCGCCGGCUUUGUCGUUCUCGCCGCCAUCUUGCACAAUAGAAAUAAAUCGAGUUCAAGUGAUGCCUUUUCUGUCAUGACGCGCUCAUGCGUGUGUGCGCGUUUGUGCGAGAGCGGUUUCCUCGCAAGCGCAAUCAAAUCAAAUCAUACACAAGCGCUGCCGACCAUCAAUUUGCUGUUGCCACGGCAACAGGCAGCAAUUUUUUUUUUUUUUUUUUGAGCGGUUCCUGGAGGAAAAAAAAAAACGACUGAUGUCGGUUUCCGUGCAUUCAUCUGCUGGAGACAACGCUGGACUGCGAGUCAAUUUGAAUGCAGACGGACGACUUGAAACUGCUCGUUAUGAUUCGAUCGCUUCAAUAUUUGAACUGGCUACUUUUGCAUUGCUGGACUUGCAAGAUGGAGCGAGGCUGCCUCGAAUGCUCGUUGGCAAGACAAUGUCAGAAAAUAAAAAACAUGCAUCAGUUCAUUUUAGGGUGGAACUUUAAGCUGCUCCGAAAUCAGCCCGAUGAUCAAAAUGAACGCAGUUUUUAGUCACGAUGCUAAAACGAUGCGAAGCCGAUUCCCGUUCAAAUGCACGUGGAGACGCAUUUCUGUCCACAUCUCAUAUGCGGACCAGCCAAAAUGUUUUCUACAACUUUUUUGUUUUUUUCUAACCGGUUUUGUUGGGCCUGAUGGAAAAAUACGAUGAACGUCUUAACGGCAACCAGAUGUCGCCAGGGGUCGACUUUGCCUGGGCCGUUAAGACCCUUUUCCCUCGCUUGUAAUACGACUCCUUGCGUUUAGAGCGUGUUGGGACGCUUCCCCUCUAAGCUCAGAUGGAAUGCAAAGUCAAACGCGGACCUUUGAGGGGGGGGGCUGGGGGGGGAGGAGGGGGGCAAAGAGAAGAAAGGGAGUCCGGAUGUUGAAAGCAUGCGGAGGGAGAGGGAGACGCGCUCGGGGCCUGGCGCAGACGUCGGGAAGCGAUGCAGACGGGAGCGUCCGCAUUGCCCCCCCCCCUCAUUGAUUUGUAUAUGAAAACAUAGUGCUCCCCCCCACCCCCCCCGAUGCUCCCCCUUUCUGCUUCUCGUUGAGUGAUCAGCUGAUGAAGAGACUAGCAGCUCGCUGCUAUGCGGGCUUGCUAAUUCUCUCCCCCGCCGCUGCCGCCGUCGCCGCGCUGGAUCCCGCAGACCGCGCUCAGCCGGACGCCGGCGGGAAGAUGGAGGACGGCGGCGGCCCAAAGAAGCGCAAACACGAGCAACGACGCGACACGGGGCCGCCGCCGCUACCGACGCACGACACCGCCGGCGAAAAAGUCAAACGGAAACGAGGGCGACCGCCUGCCGAGAAGCUCCCCCCGAAUCCGCCCGAACUCACCCGGCAACUCAGCACGCUGGUGGACAUGGUGGUCAACUACAAGGACGGUUUGGGUCGACAGAUUAGCAAAGGUUUUGUCCAGCUGCCUUCCAGGAAGGAAGCUCCCGAGUACUACGAGCUGAUCCGAAAGCCUGUGGACUUCCGACGGAUCAGGGAGCGGGUCCGUAAUCACAAAUACAGAAGUGUGGGGGACCUGGAAAAGGACAUUUUCCUGUUGUGUAACAACGCUCAGACGUACAACCUGGAAGGAUCUCAGAUCUACGAGGACUCGAUCGUCAUCAAAUCGGUCUUCGAGAGCGCCCGGGUGCGAAUCGUGGCCAACGAAGGGCCCAAGCAGACGGUCGCCGCCGCCGCCCACAGCGACAACGGCGGUACCGCUGAAGACCCGGAGGGAGCGCUGGAUAACCAGGAGGAGAGAAGUCGGAAUCUCCCAGCCAAGAGGUCACCGCCUUUGUACGCAGACCGGAAUGUGGACGAACACUCCUCCAAGAAUGAAGGUUGAGCUGUUGUCGACAAGUCUUGAAGUCGAUCUGUUUCUUUGUCGUUCUUAUUCUGCCCAAAAAAUAAAAACGCCAUUUUGAGGGCUUCCCCAUA